Molecule: messenger RNA, 2185 nt
Organism: Spodoptera exigua (beet armyworm)
Lineage: Eukaryota; Metazoa; Arthropoda; Insecta; Lepidoptera; Noctuidae
Source: the annotation of a GenBank genome assembly
AUAUAUGUCAAUUGUCAUCAUCUGUCAACGAUAAAAUUUGGCGCGCCUCCGAAAAACCGGCAGCAGAACGUUAGAUGAAAUAGUUUUGGAGCUUCGUAAUUCACAUAUUUAUUUGUAUUAUUUGUCAUACACAUAUUUGAUUGCCAAAAGAAAAUAUAUUUGGUGAAUUGUGAACGGUAAUUGAUCUCAAAAUGGGUCAUCAAUUGUCUGAGGGCUCUUUGGAGGUGAUUAUGAAUGGAGGAGUUUAUGAUAAACCAAUAAUGCAAGUACUAGGCAGUAAGAAGAUACAAGGAAGUGGAGCCAAUGAAAGGUUCCGUCUACUUGUGUCUGAUGGCAAACACUCACACAGCUUUGCCAUGUUGGCCACACAACUAAAUGACAAGCUGAUAUCAGGAGAACUGUCUGACUACUCUGUUGUUCAGAUUGACCGAUUUGUCACUUCAUUAUUGAAAAAUACUGGCAAGGGAGAGAAGCGAGUUAUGAUAAUUCUAGACAUCACAAUUGUAGCUCCUGGCAAUGAAGUUGGAAAAAAGAUUGGCAACCCUCAGACUUGGACUGAGGAGUCAGCAGGAGCGGCACCAGCGCAGGCCGCACCGGCGCCGGCGCAACGCCCCGCUCCAUCUCCCGCCGCCAAACCAAUGAUUACUCCAACACCAAAUCUUGACUCCAGUCUGCUGUCCUCACAGAUGACUCACCCCAUUGCCAGUCUGAGCCCCUACCAAAACAAAUGGGUAAUCAAGGCUCGUGUGAUGUCAAAAUCUGAUAUCCGCACUUGGAACAAUGCCCGAGGAGAAGGCAAACUCUUCAGUAUGGACUUGUGUGAUGAUAGCGGAGAAAUCAGGGCUACCGCCUUCAAAAAUGAAUGUGAUAAAUUCUAUGAUAUAAUACAGGUGGACAAAGUAUAUUACAUAAGUCGGUGUCAACUAAAAACGGCCAACAAACAAUACACAAGCAUAAAGAACGACUAUGAGAUGACGUUCACAGCUAACACCGUGGUUGCUGAGUGCAUGGAAGACUCAUCCUCCGUACCCAGUAUCAAGUUCGAGUUUGUCCCCAUCAAUGAUAUUGCUACGAAAAAUGUCGACACUUUGCUAGAUGUGAUUGGUGUAUGCAAGGCAGCAGCUGAUCUUCAAGAGCUGACAGCUAGAAGUACUGGCAAGUUACUGAAAAAACGAGAACUGACCCUGGUCGACAAUUCUGGUGGUGCAGUUGUUUUGACACUAUGGGGAAAAGAAGCCGAAAGUUUUGAGGGCAACUCAAACCCAGUUAUAGCAGUAAAAGGCGCGCGUUUAUCUGAGUUCAACGGCAGCAAGUCUCUGUCCUGUCUAGCGAGUUCCAUGAUCAGACAGAACCCUGAUCUUCCAGAGGCCCACAAGUUAAGAGGCUGGUACGACAACGGUGGCGCCGACAUGGAGAUUGUCAAUAUCUCUGCAAGAGCUGGAGGUUACACGGGUGGCAGUAGCGAAUGGAUCACAUUCUCAGACGCCGAGGCUCGUCAACUCGGCUCUGGCGACAAAGGCGACUACUUCAGUCUCCUCGGAGUACUCACAUUCACCUUCGCUGACAACGCAGUGUACAAAGCGUGUCCCCAAGAACAAUGUAACAAGAAACUCGUCGAUCAAGAAAAUGGACUUUACAGAUGUGAAAAAUGCAACAGAGAAUACCCUAAUUAUAAAUACAGGCUCCUCUUGGCGGCUAACGUAUCAGAUGCAACUGGCGAUCAACGUAUUACUGCCUUCAACGAGGCAGCGGAAGCAAUGCUCGGCAGAAACGUUGCGGAAAUCGGUCGCUUGUUCGAAUACGACAAGACUGGCUACACACAAAUGUUCGAAGAAGUCAAAUUCAAGACUUUCGUGUUCAAGUUCCGUACCAAAAUGGAGACAUAUAAUGAUGAAGCUCGCCUCAAAACGACAGUCAUGAAUGUACAACCUGUAGAUUACAAGGACGCCAACAAGAGAUUAAUUGCAAGCAUAAAGACACUCUCUGGAGUCGAAGUUUAGGAUUUACAUUAAUUUUAUGUGUGUUAAUUAAGAAAUGUCAAACUCAUAAUCCACCUGAAAGUGAUUAAUUUAAUUGAUCAUGUAAUGUAAUAAUAAUACCUAUGUUAUGAAUAUUGUCUAUGUAAAAUUGGCCUAGUGUUAUUCCUCAGCUAUUAUGUGAAAUAAAUAUUAAGUUUUUUAAAAAA